AUGCAGUUACAUAUAAAACAUUCAACUACCGAAUUAGCAAACAGAAUAAGCAAAGCUUUAAUCACUUCUUCAAAUCAUCAAAAGUCCAUCCCGCCUCUAAAAUGGACUCCAUUGCUCGAACAAACCCUCCACGGACUCGCUUUUCGCAACUCGCUCAGUCCGCAACUCGUUUCACGGGUCAUCGACCCGUUUCUCAUUAAUCACCAUUCACUCGCACUCGGGUUUUUCAACUGGGCUGCCCAACAACCCGGUUUCACCCAUACUUCCAUUUCUUAUCAGUCCAUACUCAAAUCACUAUCCGUUUCCCGCCAAUUCAAUACAGUUGAUAAACUAAUGAAGGAAAUCAAAAUGCAGAAAAUUGUACUCAGUGCUUCUGCUUAUCGGUCCGUUAUCGCUUCGCAUUUAUCGGGUCAGAAGGCGUUGAGCGCUUUUUCGGUGUUUAGUGAUGUUAGAUGGAUGAUAUGUGAGAUUGGUGUCGAUAUUUGUAAUGCUUUGCUUGCGGGUUUAUCGUCUUAUGGGCAUUUGGGUAAUGCACGCCAGGUGUUUGAUGAAAUGCUUCUUAGGGGUGUUCGUGUUACGACGCUUGGUUUUGGUGUGUUUAUAUGGAGGUUUUGUGGGAAUUCUGAAUUGGGUGAUGUUUUGAUGUUUAUAGAUGAUGUCAAAAGGCAAGUUUCGCAGCGUGUGAAUGGGUCGGUUGUUGCGCUUUUGGUUGUCCACGGGCUGUGUUUUGCGGGUAGGGUGGAUGAGGCUGUGUCUGUAUUGGAUGUGUUGAGGAAAAAAGAUUGUAAGCCGGAUUUUAUGGCGUAUAGAGCUGUUGCAGAAGCGUUAAGGGAAACUGGGAAUGUGGCUGAAGUGGAGAAAGUGUUGAAGAUGAAAAGAAAACUUGGAGUGUCUCCGAGAGGUAGUGAUUAUAGAGAUUUCAUAUUUCAGUUGAUUUCGGAAAGACUUGUUUGUGAAGCUAGAGAUAUAGGGGAAGUUAUUGUGAGUGGGAAUUUCCCGAUUGAGGAUGAUGUUUUAAACGCAUUGAUAGGAUCGGUAUCUGCAGAGGAUCCGUCUUCUGCAUUAAGGUUCUUUAAAUAUUUGGUUGAGAAAGAUAGAUUACCAACUCUUCUUACGUUUACUAAUUUGAGUAGAAAUUUGUGUAGACAUGGAAAACAUGCUGAACUUGUAGAAGUUUCCAAGACUUUAUCUGGCAAAGCGUAUUUUGUGGAUAUAGAAAGAUACAACAUUAUGGUUUCGUUCUUUUGUAAAGCAGGGAAAGUGAAAGAAGCUUAUGAGGUGCUUCAGGAGAUGAAGAAAAAAGGGUGGGGUCCAGAUAUCGUAUCUUAUAAUUCUGUAAUGGAGGCAUGUUGUAGAGAAAAUAUGGUUCGUCCUGCUAAACGUUUGUGGGAUGAGAUGUUUGCGAAUGGAUGUGAAGCUGAUUUGAGAACUUACAACAUAUUGAUAUCAAAGUUUGUGGAAAUAGGUCAGGUGAAAGAGGCUAAUGGGCUAUUCUGUCACAUGUUGGAGAAACGGGUAGAACCCAAUGCAACAACAUAUGUGUUCCUACUCAAAGGGCUUUGUCAAGAAAAUGAAGUCGUAACUGGCCUUGAAGUCUUUAAAAAGUCAUUUGAACAAGAUGCAGAGAUGGCACGAACCUUACUGGGAAAAUUCAUUCUUUAUCUCUGCAAGAAAGGUCACUUUAUAGCUGCUUCAAGCUUGGUUCGUGAUUACAAUUCUACUAUCGGAAAUUCAGAGUCAAACAUGAUCUUGCUAAAGUGUCUUGCUGAUGCUGGAGAGGUUCCUCUUGCUAUUGAGCACAUAAAAAUGAUUGGGAAAAUGUCACCUCCAAUGAUGCACGAGCUUCGUACUGGGUUUUUGUCAUCACUUUCUUCUCCAUCAAAACCACAACCAAUUUUAGAGAUAAUUCAAGUGAUUGAGACCCUCCAGCUGAAUCAUGCACCAAGUGAAUAAACUCUCAUGUUCAAGGUUUUCCUCGAAUGUUGGCGGGUUUGCUUCCUCCGGGCUAGGAUACAAUAUCUGUGAGACAAAGUGAAAGAAUAGACUUCGUCCCAAGUGUAGGUGAUAUCAUUCACGCCACAGUUCACACGAGGCUUCUUAGUACAGGUGGCAAACUGAACGUAUUAGGUAACAAGUCAUGACGGGUAACAUUUUGGUAUGCAAUGAAGGGAGUUGGUCGGGUUGGGUCAACUCACAAGCACUUCCGUUUUACAUAUUUAAUAGAUAUAGAUAACUUUUUUUUUUGGUGAAAAAUGAAUUGUAUUAUAUCCAAAAAAUACACAUGUACAUGAAUAAGUAACUUGGACAGGCCCAAGUACCACAUUCCACACUACUCCUAAACUUCAAAAUCAUAUCCCACUUACCUAUAUCACAAUCUAUAUCAACAAUUCAAAUACCAGAAAUGACAAAAUAACAACCAUUCACCACAUUAAGUUAUUAACAGCCCAAGCAAAACAAUCAGCACCAUGAGCUUCAAACUGCACUAGUAUGGGACCAAGUAGUCCCAUCUUGCAUGACUCAGUAUUCUCAUACGCACGUGCAAUUAUCCAACUCAAAACUGCAUCCUUACUUGGCCAGUAGAAAACUGUUGGCCCAUUUCAGAUCCCAUAUACUUGCAAUCCUUUCAACAUAUUGUGUUUUCCUUACUUUGAUGGACAUUAUCUUGAAUUUUACACUAUCCUUAAUGAUUUGGCACAUUGUUUCCAAAUUUCUUUCUUGAGUUUUGAACACUCUAGCAUUUCUUUCCUGCCACAUAUAGUACACAGCAGCAGCAACAACCAGCUUAUUCACCACCUUUCCAAAUUUGCUUAUGACUCUGUCUUUGGCCAAGUUUCUGACCACAUCUUGAAGACUUUCCAACCCUUGCAUUUGAAACAUGUUCUGACUAAGAUUCUUCCAAAUUUCCCUACUAAAAUCACACUGGAAAAAUAAAUGCUCAUGACUGUCAAUAUUUUCCUUGCAGAACACACAUUUUCACUCCACUUUUUCACACCAAUUAAACAUCUUAUCCUGGGUAAGUAACUUUUCCUGUACAGCCAACCAUAGAAUGAAUGCAUGCCUAGGUAUCAGUUGAUUAAACCAUACCACAUUCUUCCACUCCACAUUUGGCCAUUCAUCCCUCAAAUCAUACCAAGCCUGCCUGGUAGAGAAUUCCACUUUUUGAUUGAUUUUAGUCUGCCACAAAAUUUUGUCCUUCUUCCCACUGCAUAUAUUUGGACUUUGGUACUUCAAUAUUACUGAGAUUAGGAAACAUUUCAGCCCAUCCAUCAGGCCAUUUCCAUAUAUUUGGUACUUCUAUGAACGCAUGCCUAGAUAUAGAUAACUUGUGUUACAUAUCACUAGCACGGUACCCGCGCAAUGCGGCGGUGAUGGUUAUGGUGGUCUGGUGGUGUCGGCAACAGGUGGUGAUGGCGCGACUAUUGGUGGUGGUGGUGGCAGUGUCGAGUGGUGUAGGUUGAUAUAAAUGUAAUUGAUAUAGAGAUAAUUGAUCUAAAGGGGUAAUGAAAUAUUUUAAAAGAUAAGGGACCAAUGGUGUAAGU
This is a messenger RNA of Erigeron canadensis, 3539 nucleotides long. Its product is annotated as pentatricopeptide repeat-containing protein At5g14080. The record is from RefSeq and is a predicted model, not a curated record. Gene Ontology annotation, molecular function: protein binding. Lineage: Eukaryota; Viridiplantae; Streptophyta; Magnoliopsida; Asterales; Asteraceae. The transcript is spliced from 3 exons. The coding region runs from base 1 to 1953 and encodes 650 amino acids.